This is a messenger RNA of Aspergillus pseudotamarii, 1199 nucleotides long. RefSeq names its product putative extracellular protein. The transcript is spliced from 2 exons. Bases 84 to 1142 code for a protein of 352 amino acids. The record is from RefSeq and is a predicted model, not a curated record. Lineage: Eukaryota; Fungi; Ascomycota; Eurotiomycetes; Eurotiales; Aspergillaceae.
CUGUUUCCUGACAGGUGUUUACGGUUGUGCAAGUGGUUGCAUAUAGCUCAGGACUAUACCAGUCUAAUACCAGAACUCCCAGAAUGAAGGGCCUUGCUUUUGUGUGCGGCCUGCUGGCUACAUCUGUGUCUGCGCACAUGCAGAUGUCGAAACCCUAUCCGAUCCGGAGCCCGUUGAACAAGGACGCAGAUGGCGAGAAGGACUAUUCAUACACGAACCCGCUGUCUACCAGUGGCUCUGAUUACCCUUGCAAAGGAUACGCUAACGACCCAUUCAACUCUGUCGCCACAUACAGUCCAGGCCAGGAGUACGAGAUAGAACUGCAAGGUAGUGCAACACAUGGUGGCGGUUCCUGUCAGAUCGGUCUCUCCUACGACAAAGGAGAGACCUUCCAUGUGAUUCACUCCAUUCUAGGAGGAUGUCCCAUUGAAAAGAAAUACAAGUUCACAGUUCCCAGCGAUGCGCCAAAUGGGGAGGCUUUGUUAUCCUGGACAUGGUUCAACAAGGUCGGUAACCGCGAGAUGUACAUGAACUGUGCACAGGUCACAAUUGGCGGCAGUGCUGCGAAGCGUGCACAAACAAAUGCUCUCUCCCGUCGUGACAGCUUCGACAGUCUCCCAGAGAUAUUCCAGGCCAACAAUAAUGGGCCAGGCAAAUGCACCACCACUGAGGGUGAGGAAGUGAACUUCCCACUACCUGGCCCCUCCAAAGAGGGAAGCCUCUCCGGCAAGGGCUAUACAUGCAAGAGUUCCGCUCCUUUCCUGGGUGAUUCCAGUUCGCCCAGUGCCAGUGGCACUAGUGGCACCAGCUCUGUUGCCCACGGCCCUAAGAGUUCCGCUCACAAGUUUGGCUCUUCUGCAUCUGCUACACCUUCCAGUAGGGUCCCUUCGGCCUUUGGUACUCCAUCCUCCGCACAUGUUGCUCUUGCCACGCCGACCUCCUCGCAACCACCACGGUUUGAGUCGCACCCUCUCAAGCACCACGAGGUGAGUCAGGAACACUGCACAGACGGUACCAUUAUUUGCAGCGAGGAUGGUCAGACCUGGUCUGUGUGCAGUUAUGGUCGCCCCGUCUUCAUGGGUUCUGUUGCCGCCGGUAUGCGCUGCCGUCACGGCGCCAUGCACCGCUUGAGGUCAACAUGAAUUUGAACAUAUAUUUGCACUUGGCCAGUGCGUAUUCCUUGAUCAAGCUCGCCCGGC